AUGGCUGCGCCGAGCCCCACCGCAGAGCUCCCCAGCGAAGCCUCCUGCCCCAUCUGCCUGGAGUAUUUCCGAGACCCCGUCUCCAUCCACUGCGGUCACAACUUCUGCCGGGCGUGCAUCACCCGCUGCUGGGAGUGGUCCACAGCAAAUUUCUCCUGUCCACAGUGCCGGGAGACAGCACCGGACAGAAACUUUCGGCCCAGCCGAGAGCUGGCACGGGUGCUCGAAAUAGCCAAGCGGUUGAGUUUGCAGGCGGCCAGAGGGGAGGCGGUUGAGGAGGAAGGAUGCAAGAGGCACCGGGAGCCUCUGAAGAUCUUCUGCAAAGAAGAUGAAGCCUUCAUCUGUGUGAUCUGCCGGGAGUCCCGAGCACACCGGUCCCACACGAUGCUUCCCGUGCAGGAUGCUGUCCAGGAAUACAAGGGACAAAUCCAAGGUCAUCUGCAAGCCCUGAAGGAAGACAGAGACAAGCUCCUGGGGUUUCGAGAGGUUGAAAUGAGGAGAAGCUGGGAGUACUUGGAGAAGACCGAAGCUGAGCGGCAGAGGGUUUUCUCCAAGUUCGAAGGGUUGCGUCUCUUCCUGGAGGAUCAUGCCCGUCACCUGCUGGCUCAGCUGGGGGACCUGGAGAGGGACAUUGAGAAAAUGCAGGAAGAAAACAUCACUAGUCUGACGAAGGAGAUCUCUCAUCUGGAUACCUUGAUCCAGGAGAUGGAGGAGAAGUGCCAGCAACCAGCAAGCAAAUUUCUGCAGGACAUCAGAGGCACCUUGAGCAGGUUUGAAAAGGAAAACUUCCAGCAGCCCCCGCUGCUUCUUCCAGAGCUAGAAAAGAAAAUCAGUCACUUCAAGGAGAAAAAUAUUGCUCUAGAGGAGACUCUGCGGAGCUUCCAAGAUAUCCUGAUGUUUGAGCUGCCUGAAAAGAUGAAGGUGACCCUGGAUCCAUCCACGGCUCACCCCCAGCUCGUCGUGUCGGUGGACGGGAGGAGUGUGAGGUGGGAAGAUGCCCAGCAGGACCCAUCCGCUGAGGGGUUUGGCACCGAUCCCUGCGUGCUGGGCUGUGAGGGCAUCACCUCGGGGAGAUGCUGCUGGGAGGUGGAGGUGACACCCAAAGGCUCCUGGGCCGUAGGGGUGGCCAGGGAGUCCCUCAAGGGGAGGGAAGAGACCGCUGUGAGCCCCGAGAUGGAGCUCUGGUCUAUGGGCCUCUGUGAGGGUCAGUUUUGGGCUCUCACCUCCCUUGAGCGUAUCCCGCUAUACCAGAUCCAGGUCCCCAGAAGGGUCCGGGUCUCCCUGGACUAUGAAAAGGGUCAGGUGGCAUUUUUUGAUGCCGAUAAGAGAGCCCUGAUAUUCACUUUCCCAGCAGCUUCUUUUAAAGGGGAGAGUAUUCAUCCCUGGUUCCUGGUGUGGAGCGAGGGGUCCCAGAUCACAUUGUGUCCCUGA
Molecule: messenger RNA, 1431 nt
Organism: Pygoscelis adeliae (Adelie penguin)
Lineage: Eukaryota; Metazoa; Chordata; Aves; Sphenisciformes; Spheniscidae
Product: zinc finger protein RFP-like
Exons: 7
Coding region: 1-1431 (476 amino acids)
Molecular function (GO): protein binding; zinc ion binding
Source: RefSeq, a predicted model, not a curated record